This is a messenger RNA of Stegostoma tigrinum, 4655 nucleotides long. RefSeq names its product proline-rich transmembrane protein 1-like. Gene Ontology annotation, cellular component: membrane. The transcript has 5 exons. NCBI's taxonomy places the organism in Eukaryota, Metazoa, Chordata, Chondrichthyes, Orectolobiformes, Stegostomatidae. The record is from RefSeq and is a predicted model, not a curated record. The coding region runs from base 461 to 1021 and encodes 186 amino acids.
GCCAAACGACCCCAAAACUGUGAUUGACGCGAUGACGGAGCAAUCAGAGAGAAGGAAUUGCCGGAUGGGGGCGAGCCCUUCUGCCGCUAACACCAAUAAGCAGCCUCUGGGGAGAGAAGAAGGCGGGACCAGAGAUGUAUUGAAAGAGCGACUCUACACAGGUCCAACUGUUAGGGGAUGAUAACGCAAAAGCAACCUGUCUUGCCAGUUUAAUUUGAUUAUUGUUUUCCAUCGACUCUGUUUCAAUAAAUGUGAGGCUUCCGGUAGUUUUACUUUAGUUUCAUUUUAACACAGACCAUGGCUACUGAAAAAGCAGGUUAGAGGUUAUCUUCAACUGGUUCCAAUUUCAAAGUGACGUCGAGUUUCAGGUUCAUCAGAUGCACCUACACAGCACUCCUCACCUCCUCCCUACAACCAAGUAAUCGAGACACGUCACAAUGCCACAUCUACGGGGUAUUCCAUGCCGGCACAGCUACCUCCCCUUCCCAUGGGCAUGCGGGGCUACAUUCAGGAGACGCAGUUCCACAGCAGAGCGCCAGGAUACACUGCCGUGAUGCCACACGGACCCAUGGGGCCAGGAACCUACAUCUCACCACCAGGCUACGCUGUGCAGCUUCAACCCUACACAACACUGGUCCCUGUCUAUCCCAUUGGGAAUUACCCUGCCCCCUACUUGCCUGGAUACACUGGAAUCACUCCAGGCACGCAGCAGUCUCAGAUGCCUUCAGGAUUCCGGAUCCUGGAGCCACAAAGACCGCCUCAUGACUACCUACCCAUCGCAGUGCUGACUACAGUGUGCUGCUUCUGGCCAACUGGGAUCAUUGCCAUUAUUAAAGCACUGGAGACGCGGGCAGCGGUGACACGAGGUGAUCGUCUAUCAGCGGAGAUCGCCUCCCGACAGGCUCGCAACUAUUCCUUCGUCAGCCUGGCCGUGGGCAUUGCUGCCAUGGUCCUCUGUGCCAUCCUGGUGCUUGUUGUGGUGAUUGAGGCCAAACACCAUGACACUGAAUGGGACCCAUAGUUGGGCCAGGGCAGGUAUCUGGCACACUGUUGUUUGGGUUCCAAACCCCCCAAAAAUUCCCCUGAAGCCUCCAGAAGUGCAAGAUUAAUCCUCUGGACUCUGUGACACGGACAAAAGCAACAUUAUGGCAUGCCAAGAACAAAGUGGUUUUUUGGUUUUCUCAGAGCAUGUUCACUUAUUAGUCCAAAAGCAUUGGUAUUAUUGGAAUGGUCAUGGUUGGGGCAGAAUUUAAUACUCACGAUGGAGGUUUCAGCAACAGCUUGAAAACUAGUGGGAGCCCAGUGCCACCUCUCUUGGUGAAGGCCAGUUUAUGCCUUUUUAAAUGCCCCAUCCCACCUCAUGCUAAUUAAAUGCUUAAAUUUACUGCACCAGGUCUCUCAUUAGAUUAGGGAUCCUAAGGGCCAAGUUACACCCUUCCAUGCCAUGUCUCUCCCCUGCCAGAGGGCUGACAGGUAAUUCAAGGUUGGUGGUUUUCCACUGGUGGCAGUGUGCCAUCUGUUGUGGUGAUUGCUGCAGGCAAUUCCUUUGCUGGUGAGCAGAGGGGACAUAGGCCAAAAGUGCAUGAAGGAGGGAGUGGUGAGGUAGUGGUCAUACAGGAGAACGUUUGUCAACAGCAACAGCAAGGUGAGGUGUGACUUUUAGCAGACCCCUACUCCCUGGUGCCAAGUCCCUCAGUCAUCGUCUUUGGAUAAGAUACUGUCCCCUGGAAAUCUCUAAGCAAACCUGACAAGGCUUAUUUGUUGGCAUUCCUGAGAGACAAAUUCCUCCCGUCUGCCACUGACUAAAUAUCAGAAGGGAUUGUGAUUAAAUUGGGAUCAAGUACAAAUUAAUAGACUUGAAUCAGCGUUUGGCUGGGUAAAGUGUGCCCACUCCUUUCCUACAAGGACUUCUGCCUAUUUAAAAGCCCCAUCCACACCUCAGUUCACCAAACUCACCAUCAGGGAGGUAUUAAAUUCUGCUCUUCAUGUCUAAUCAACAAUUUCCUAAGAGCAAAAAAAAUCCCUUUAAAUAAUGCCCACAAGGAAACAGAGUCUAUUGAAACAAUGUCCAACAGCAAACAGUGUCUAUUUGUCUACAAUGCCCUGCCGAGACCUCUCUAUCUAAUCAAUAGGAUCAAUUUUUAAAAAUCUUUAUGAACUGCACCUUGAGGAAGAGGGCCCAAUUCUUGUCUCUGAACGCUGUGUCAGGAUUGCCUCUUUAAAUGUUCUCAUCAACUCAGUGACUGCUUGAUAUUCCAGUCUCAGAGACUUUGUGAUUAUGAUUUUGGUAAUUGCAGGCCAUGUUUUGAGUGUAGUUCUUAAAUCAAUAUUGUCAGAGAUACUUGUGAAAAUCAAUUGUAAAACAAGGACUGUGCAUGCAAAAUACCUACGCCUCAAUCAAAUUGAGCAUUUAUAUCAUUUACAACAUUAUUUCUCUUCCCCGUGUUGCAAGAUAUUUCAAUCCCUUUGGGAAGAAUGCGCUUCAGGCAUCGUCAAUUGCACUUGUUCCUUCAAGCGUUGUGUUAGGUCAUGUUGAAAAUUCUUCGGACAGCUCUUGCUCAGUCUGAUACCAAAAUAAAAGAAACUUUCAGUUCAAAUUUAUUAUUGAAAAGGUAGAUUUAGCUAAGCUUAUGUGCUGAUGUAAAAGUGCUCAUGCUGUUUUCAAUAAUUCACUGUGAAGACAAUCCCACGUUAUCAGAUAUAACAUAGUGGAGCUGGAGAACACUGCAGGCCAGGUAGCAUCAGAGUAGCAGGAAAGCUGAUGUUUCAGGUCAGGAUCCUUCUUCAGAAAUGUGCUGGCAUAUUUUAUCUUACUAUCUCUCAUAUUUUAUCAGCUCUGUAUGCUGUAGGACUUGCUCUUCCCUCUGUGAUCAGUCUGCUUCCUGCUAUAGGCUGCAAGGAAUCCAUUAGUAAAUAGUGAGGUUUUGUGCCUUUCCUUGGGUAGGUGUUGAAAUUUACACGCUGCUGCCCAACCCCCGCCCCACCUUACAACAGGAGCAAUUUAUGUUUUCUAGCACCUUUCAUGAAGCAAGGGCCCCAACAUGUUAAAUAGGAGUGAAUCUAAGAAUGAAAACUGAUAUUGAGUUAUAUGAGGUGGGUGAUGCAUAAAGGUCCUGUGGAUCCCAUUCAGUGUCAUGGUGUUUGCUCAGUUAACGAGAUAGGCAAAGAUAAUUGAGGGGAAAGCAGAAUGCAGGACUUGUGUGAGUGAAAGCACACCUGUCAAUGGCGGAGAUAAAAUCUGGAAUUAUAAAUUAGCCUCAGUAGUGUGACUAGCUAAGAUUGUUGUAAAAACCCAUCUGUUUUCCUAAUGUCUUUUAGGAAAGUAAAUCUGCCUUCCUUAACUGGUCUGGGCUACAUGUGACUUCAGAUUCAUGGCAACAUGGUUGGCUCUUAUCGAUGCUGCAAAAUGGCCAAACAAGCCACUGACUUCCGAACAAUUAAGGAUGGGCAGCAAAUGUUGACCCUACCAGCAAUGCCCACAUUCCAUGGCAGAGUAUUCCAAAUAAAGUCAGGAACACCCAAUGAGCCUGGAGUCAUAACAGCAAAGCGACCCCAGAGAAACUGGAGAGCUCCUGGAGCAACCUGUGUACAGGGAUGAGAAUGUUAAAACCAAGGCAUCGCUGGACUGGAAGCCAGUGUAGAUUGAUAGAGUCGUAAAGGUUUGCAGCAUAGGAAAAGGGACUUUGAUGCCAUUUUGCAACACUUGGCUUUUUAUGCCUUGGUAUUUCAAGUGCACAUCUACAGAAUGUAGAUAUAGGUCACCCAGCACAGGGAAAUUGAUUUGAGUUUAGAUAUGGAUUACAGAAUUCUAUAUGGGCUCAAAUUCACAAAAGCUUCAAAGUAGGAACAGUUCAUUGGAAUAGUUGAGUCUGGAAUUAACAAAUUCAGAAUUGACAGAGUGCAAAAUUCUUUGGGUUGAAUGAUGGUGAGGAAAUGACCAUAACGGUAGGGAGGUUGGAUGCAGUGAUAUGCGGUGUAAAGACAUCCCACUCUCACCUCAGUUAGGAACCGGUGCAGGACUGGAAGCAGGGAGACCAGCUGAGCUGUACCAGCCUUUAUAUUGUGUGCUCCAAUGAUUGGUCAGUCAUGAGCUACUUCACUGGCAGAUCAUGCUUGGGGAACUGAAUGAUCUUCUCCUGUUUUGCUCCUACACGGGCAAAGGAGAAGGCCUUGGAACCUUCAAUUUCUCUGUCCUCAGAAUGAAUGGCACCACAAUAGUCAGGUGGAUAUGUUAUUACAUGUGUGUUUGCUGGCCCAAUCUAGGUUGGCUUGUUUUGAUUCGUUGACUAUAAUCUGUUAUGUGCUAUGCCAGAAAUACAAUUCUUUUGAUAUUGUAUACUGUCAGACCUUAUAUGAUAGAUCAAAUUCCUUCUCUAUUGUAUUUAUGACUAAUCUUACACCAUAAAUCCAAUUGUUCCUGUAUUGUUUAUACUGUUGUAUCCUGUAUCCAAAAAUUGAAUAACUCCAAUAUUUCAUAUAGUGACAACUUAUAUUUUAUAAACAUGAACUUCUACAUUAUAAAUAAAUCAAAUGCUAUAUCCUGUACACUGAAAGUUCCUGUCAUUGUCUAUUUAUUCUGUACUUUGAGGUUGUUUGUAAUAAUCCAGUUUGAUCCUACAUUUUGUAUACUGCCAACUCCAAGAUAAUAAAUUGAA